Molecule: messenger RNA, 1216 nt
Organism: Gekko japonicus
Lineage: Eukaryota; Metazoa; Chordata; Lepidosauria; Squamata; Gekkonidae
Gene: CACNG6
Product: calcium channel, voltage-dependent, gamma subunit 6
Exons: 4
Coding region: 229-1005 (258 amino acids)
Biological process (GO): regulation of calcium ion transmembrane transport via high voltage-gated calcium channel; calcium ion transport
Cellular component (GO): L-type voltage-gated calcium channel complex; membrane
Molecular function (GO): calcium channel regulator activity
Source: RefSeq, a predicted model, not a curated record
UCGGGGCACUGGGUGGGGAGGUAGGGGUGGAGAGAGAGAGAGGAGAAGGAGAGAAACUUUUCAGCACUGCUUGCAGUGUAGCGACCUAGAUAAGACCCAGGAGGAGCUGCGGGGAGCUCUCAAAGAAGACCAAGCUUACAGCUUGGGGGCGUUACAAAUUGGGGUGGGGCUCGGCUACUUCUUGAGCAAAAUAGAGGCCCUCAAAGAGGAGAGGCAGGGAACGAGGCUAUGAUGUGGCCUAAUUUCUUCCUUCAGGAUGAGGAGCAGCGUAUGGGAAUGCGCACGCGGGCAGGGGGCAAGCGGCGCAAGACUCUGACCGACGAGCAAGAGGGGAAGAUCAAGCUGGCCUUCUUUGUGGCCAUUGUGGGGAUGACCCUGACAGUGCUGGCCGUGGGUACAGAAUUCUGGGUGGAACUGAACACCUUCAAACAGAACCACACAGCCAUCUGCGAGGCGGCCCACUACGGCCUGUGGAAAUUCUGCUACAAAAAACUCUGGAUAGAGGAUGUGGAGGAACAGCGGGCGACGUGUGGACCUGCCGAGCUGCCUGGAGAAGCCAACUGUUCUUAUUUCAAGUUCUUCACCACUGGGGAGAAUGCCCACAUCUUCCAGAGGACAACUAAAAAAGAGCUCAACAUCACGGCCGCCGUUGUGUCCCUUCUCAGCAUCACACUCAUGGCCGUGGGAUCGCUUUGCAUCACUAUGGCUCUGAGCAAAGGGAUCGAAUUCCUCCUGAAACCAGCAUCCAUUUUCUUCAUCAUAUCAGGUAUCAUGGUGCUGGUAUGUCUGGAGAUUUUCCGGCACUCGGUUCGGUGGCUUAUCACCUCUGAUGAGACCGUCCCCCUGGAGUAUGAAUAUUCCUGGUCUGUGGCUUGUGCAGUGGCCGCUGGAUCCAUCCUGAUCUUUGGCGGAGGCUGUUUUAUUCUUCUGUCCAUCCCAAGCUUGCCCAAAAAGCCCUGGGAGUACUGCAUCAAAGGCAGAAGCAGCAGCACCACCACUUCCUAAAACCCAUUUGGGAUGAGAGGGAACACUCCCCCAAGUCUCUUGUUAUCACUGUGCAAAAUACACACAUAUAUAUAUUUGUAUUUCCACCCACCUCUAGCGGAUGGGAAGAAUCGACCUUAACCCCCCCACACACACACACACUGCACAUCUGCCCUGUUUCUCCAUCUGGACUGAAUCCCCCUCCCCAUUUUGUGACUUGUAAAUAGAACCA